Amphimedon queenslandica is the source of this 1082-nucleotide messenger RNA. RefSeq lists its product as uncharacterized. The transcript has 6 exons. Lineage: Eukaryota; Metazoa; Porifera; Demospongiae; Haplosclerida; Niphatidae. The record is from RefSeq and is a predicted model, not a curated record. Bases 18 to 1082 code for a protein of 354 amino acids.
CUAAGUGACUCAGUACCAUGGAAGGUUCUCCUAGGCAUUCUCCUUCACCUGCUCCUACAACAGUUCCAAGUGAUAUCGAAGAAAAGCUAGGUGUUUUCAAUUCACAAGUCCUUUUGAUGAUCCUUUUAUAUGUCAAUGGAAAAUCCCAAAGUGCUACACCGACAAUAAGUCUGAUUGGGCAUUUGCUAAAACUGGAAAGAGACAGUGAUAACUAUUCAGGGAUUAUCAACUACACCUUUAGCCGACUGAAAGUUAAUCCAGCUCACUCCUUCACUCCAGACUCUGCUACAGAAUUACCUCAAGAACAUGCUGACGGGAUAAAGCUUAGACUGGCCCUUGUUGAUUUCUUACUAAGUCUUGGUAAUCUACAAAAAGCAAGUAGAGCUGUCAAGAAAAUAGGAGGAAAAGGAAUUUCCCUUGAUGCAACUCCACUUGAGAUCAUUGAUGGGGCUUGCCGGAGGAUGCGGCCUUGGGAAAUGGUGGGUGCUUUUAACAAAAUGGCUGCUGAAGAAUUCAGGCAUACUAACAGAUAUGAUGUAACUAUUUUUUUGGAAAAAGAUUUUGGCGGUUUCAGCUCACUUUCAGAAAGAAUGGGCCAAUUCAUGAUGACCAAAGUAUCUGAAUCUGAAACAUUAAGUAUUAAAAUCAAACAAAAAAUGGUUCUACUUUGUCAAAAUAAUAAAAGAGGAGCAGCCUUCUGUAUUUUGGUACCAAUAGCUUUACUAAUCUUGUUAUUAGUUGGUGUUGGUAUCAGCAUGUGGCUCUCAUACCAUCCAUCUAAUUCAACUGAUCAGUCGAUGGAGAUUGGUGAUAUACAGUCCAGUAGUGCUCUUAUUCCUGUACCUAAUAAUGUAUCUUCAGUUUCAUUGAAUAUUCCUUCUGGAAUUACGUUGUUCAUGGCCUCAUCUAUUCCACCAACUGGAAUACAAAUUCUUCAAUCGAGAAUCCCUCAAAGUUAUGGACAUUGUACUCCGUACAAUGUUAAUACUGGUGAUAAUCCAGUGUAUCUCCUCUCUGGGUCUAUCAUGAACUAUACCCUAACAGUGUCUGAUUUAGAUCAUUCUCAAUGUUCUGGAAUCUAA